GAGGUACAUCUUUAGCAUUAAAGCAUUAGCUGUUUCCCAAACUCCAGCUGUUCCCUGCCAAGAUUUCUUGAAGCUCCAGUUCUGCAGGGAUGAGAUUAAACAGCUGCCCAGGGAGAAGCAGACCUCAGACUGUUUUUCAGAAUCUCCUCCGAGGUGGUGAACUAGCUUCUCUCCACGAAACCAUUUCCAGCUCAAAAACUACUCAGAGAGAUCCACAUUGUUCGCCUCACACUUGAGGUGCUUGGCCUGUGAUGGGAAAGGUAACUUUGGGUCCCACAGUUUCUGCUGCUCCUCUUAUCUCACUGAUCAGGGCCUCAGUUUCCCAUCUAUAAAAUGAUGAAGUUGGAUCUCUAAGAUCCCUUCAUACUAAAUCUUGGCUCCUGUGAUCCCUAAAUCUCUUGGGUAGGGGACCCUCAGUGGGUAGGUCAAAAGUAAAGGAUCCCCAGUGAAGUUAAGAGGGAGGAGAGAAAAUCACUACCUAUUUCUGGACCUGGAGAAGCUCAAUGAUCCUGUACACUGACUCCUCCCCAGCACACGCUUAGACACGCCUGCACCUGCAGCCACACCUGGCCUUGGUAGGAGUCAGGGUAAGUCUCAGCAGGUGCAAGCCCUUGGCGUGGACAGGUUUCCCACACCUGUGAGGUUCUGUCAGUACUUGUUUUGGGGGGUGGGAAAAGGAGGGCAGUGCACCAAGACUGGUGCCUCGGGGCUUGAUAUGGCUAGAGGGAGGCGGGGAUGGACUGGGGGAGCCCACAGGGGUCCUGCAGGGAAUUUUGGAGGCCUUACUCUGGCUGCAUUGGCUGAGGACAUACAGCUCAGCCGAGAGGGGACUGGACCACGCCAAGGGCAGCCCCCCCAGGAGUCUGAAAGCCCCACUGAACCGGUCACUGCACCAAGGACAGAGAAUUUGGAACCUGAUACGGCCACUGGGGUGCUGAGGAAUGAGCCCCACUCUCCAAAGGCUUCUAGCUCAGAUCCUGAGCCCCAGCCCUGGGAGCCUGAACAGCAUCCUCAGUGCUUUCUGGUCCCUGGUUCCUUGGCAGAUUUUGCUGUUCAAACUGUGGUCUGCCUUGAAGAUGCCGGCAUCUCAGGGACCCAGGCCUUGGCUUUCAGUCUCUCCUCAGCUUUGGAGGAGACUCAGGGCGGACAGCUCCCAGAAAAGGUAUGUGAAGUGGUCCAGGGACUGCAUGGACAGAUGGCUCAGCUCCUGGAAGGCAGAUCAAGGCGGGUGGCCCUGAGGGCACUUUGCUCAUUGGCAGCAGAACACACACAUGAAGUGGUCCAGACCCUACUGUCUCACUCUCUGCCCUGUGACAGUGCAGCAGCUGAGUUGUGGCGGGGCCUGAGCCGGAACCAGAGGGUGAACGGGCUGGUCCUGGUGCACCUGCUGCAGGAGGUGAAGGGCCCGCCCCAGCUCCGGGGCCCCAGCCCCAGCCCAGGCCCGAGUCCCCAAGCAGUCAAGCCCCAAACCCAGGCAUUGGCAGCCACAAGAGCACUAGGAGAAAUGUUGUCAGUGUCGGGAUGCGUGGCCGCCACGAGGGGCUUUUACCCGCAAGUGCUCAUUGCGCUGGUCACCCAGCUACACCAGCUGGCCUGGUGCGCCCCUUCCCCCCAGGUUCAAGUGAAGGUGCGGGGUCCUCCCCCCAACCAUGCUAGCUGCGCAGUGGAAGCUCUGAAGGCCCUGCUCAAUGGGGAUGGAGGCCGAAUGGUGGUAACCUGCAUGGAGCAGAGUGGGGGCUGGAGGCGUCUCAUAGGAUCUGGGACCCAUCUGGAGGGGGUCCUCCUGCUGGCCAGUGCCCUAGUGGCUCAUGCUGACCACCACCUGCGUGGGCUCUUUGCAGACCUACUCCCACGGCUACAAAGCACAGAUAAAGCGCCCCGGCUGACCGCAAUGGCCUUCUUCACCGGGCUUCUUCAGAGUCAGCCCACGGCGAGACUACUGAGAGACGAAGCCAUUGUACAGCGUCUGACUGCUUGGCAAGCAGACCCCGAGCCCACCGUGCGCUGGCUUGGCCUCCUGGGGCUGGGCCACCUGGCCCUGAACCGCAGAAAGGCGCGGCACGUGGGGACGCUGCUCCGGGCUCUGCUGGGAGCGCUUGGCGAAGCCGACAUACGGCUGGUGGGGGCGGCCCUGGGCGCGCUCCGGAGGCUCCUGCUGAGGCCCAGAGCUCGGGCGCGCGUGAGCGCGCAAUGCAGCAGCCUGGGCUCGCGCCUGAGGCCUCUGCUGGACCACGACCAGGAUUCUGUCCGUGCCUCCGCUAUUGGGCUUCUGGGCACCCUGGUGGGUCGUUGCUCCCCGAGGCGCACGAGGGCGGUGCGGGAGCUGGUGCUGGGCAGCCUCGUGACCCUGUUGCUGCGCCUGCAAGACCCGAGCCUGGAUGCUGCUGAGAGUGCCGAGUGGACGUUAGCUCGUUGUGACCGCUUCCUUCGCUGGAGGCUCUUGGAGGAGAUCUCAGCCAUGGUUCACUAUGACAGCCCGGAAGCUCUCAGUCGCACCUGCAGACGCCUGGUGCAGUGGUACCCUGGCCGCGCCUCAGACUUCUUGAGCCAGGCCCAGGGCUACUUGAGGAGUCCCCAUGUUCCUAUUCGACGGGUGGCAGCCAUGUUCAUAGGGUUUCUGAUUCAUCACAUGGACCCUGACUGUGUCAACCCUGGCCUGGUAGACUCACUACUGCACGACCUUGGGGAAAUGCAGUGGGAUGCUGAGCCUUGCAUUCGAGAUGUUUCCCACAUCACCAUGCACCAAGUGCGGCUAGUGUGCCGGGACCAGGACUCUCCCCGUCGGGGUAGCUUCUCCCCUUGGCAGCUGUUGUGCUGCUGGGCCCACCACCAAGAUCGGGAGAGACCAGUCUAUGAGGACAGCCCCUUCAAGCCUAGGAGCCGGGCUGGCCUCUGGGGAUGUGGGGCACCUUCUUGAGUUGUCUCCUCCUUCUCUUUUGAAGAACACUUGUUCAGCCAAAGAAGCCAGGUCCCUUGUUCUUGCCUGGACCUUUCCUAGGUAUUCACACCCCAGGCGUGAAGAUGGAUUCUUUUAACACUUCAUAAAGGGAAACUUCCCAGGUAUAUCUGCCUGGACAUUCCUGGUGGAAGAGCAGAGCCCCUGGACACUUUCCUCUUUGAUGUGUCAUCUUUAGAAUGGUUAUAGCUGAUUUAGGGGUGUCUCACAGACUUUCUUAUUGUUAUUUCCUGACCCCACAAGAUCAUGUAAAUCAGGAAUCCAUUACCCCUUAAUGCAUCUAGCUGUGGUCCAAGAUGUAUGAGUCAAACCCUCUCUGGAGAAGUGGGCAUUCCCUCUCCCUGCCUACCUCCCAUUCAGAUGGAGAGGUUUCUCUUGUGUCCAUUUGUGUCUUUUUGACUGAUGGGGGAUUCUCAUCUGGCCCUGAGAAGUAGGGAUCCCAAAGUAUAUGCAUGAGCAUGUCUCCUCUCUCCUUACUGAAGAGAAUACUGGAAGCAAGGACAGGAAGAUACCAGAGGGAAGCCAAAUGCUCCCUCAUAUCCUACCCCCUCAAUAUUGCCUGUAUUCCAAUUCUUGUCCUCUGUCCUACUCCCUUCAAAAGUGCUCUGUAGGACAUGAUAGAGAUUGAGAGGAAGGAGAAAAACCAGUGUUCUAGUCCCAGUUCUACCCUAACAAUGUGACUUUUGUUACUCUCUCUGAUGCCUUUUUUGUAAAAUGGAGACAGUAGUCACUGCCUCUUGGAUGCAGAGUUAUUGGGAGGAAAGUGCUUUGUGGAUCAUGAAACUGUAGAAAAAAAUGAGAGCUCCCAUCCCUAAUAAAUAACAGUCUCCCUUAGCCUGGGAUUAUCAGGCAGAGCCCAAGUGGAGACUAUAGAGGACUCCCAGCAUGAGCCAAGCACAGGAUCACAAACAUGAGGCAAGCUAUCUUUCCCUUUGAUCUAGCACUUUAUAGACAGACUCUUUUGAUGUACUGAUUGAUGGUAUUUAGAUGUGUUUUAUUUCUCUGCUAAUGUGCCUUACUUAUUAAACUAUAAGUUCUUUGAGGGCAGGA
Antechinus flavipes (yellow-footed antechinus) is the source of this 4006-nucleotide messenger RNA. It is a transcript of the gene MROH6, whose product is annotated as maestro heat like repeat family member 6. NCBI's taxonomy places the organism in Eukaryota, Metazoa, Chordata, Mammalia, Dasyuromorphia, Dasyuridae. Gene Ontology annotation, cellular component: cytoplasm. The transcript has 15 exons. The record is from RefSeq and is a predicted model, not a curated record. Bases 716 to 2917 code for a protein of 733 amino acids.